CGAAAAAUGAAAUAACAAUAAUUAGACUCCAUCAUGACACAUUUUUUCCUCCAUCAGGCAUAGAGUUUUUCUUCGUCCUUGACUUUUCGGAAAUGACUUGUUGACCUCCUUCCUUGUUUAACAACUUGAUGGGUAUAACAUCGAUCUCUUGCGCCACCAGUCUUGUUGCCAUAUACCUUAUUAUGUUAUCAACACAAUCUUCUCCCUAGUAGACAAAGACAAGAAUAAUAGAAGAUGAAAUUUCGUCCGAAGUCGAAAAUCACGCGCGGAGCCGUCCGCAGCGGUGGCCUUGCGAGUGAUGAAGGCUUGUUCUGCAGCGAGACUGCUGGGGAUGACGAAAUGGAACACGGCUUCGACGCCCUAGGACGCAACAAGUGCCAAUGCUGUAUCGACAUUGGGUCUUUUCGCAUAAUGAGUCGUGCGAUGGUAGCUCAAGGAAUGGCAGCAAGGGCUGGUGCGAUUCCAGACGUGAACAAUGGAGGUGGUGCACCCCCAAACUUGCCUGGAAAUGGUGGUGGAUCGAUGGCUACUCCUUCAUCAAGUUCAAGAAAUGCAGCAACUGCUAGUAGCGCAAGCACCAGCUCAAGAUUACAGCCGCUUCGUGGUGAUACAACAUCAACAUCGUUGGGCUUUUCAUCUUCAACGGGGGCACCAUUGCAGAUUCCGCUGCAGGCACAAGGAAGCAAUACAACUGCUCGCUCCACCGCUAACGGGAUGAUAUUGGGUGGUAGGACGUACUCAAAUAAUGGCGAUGGUCAACCUGUUAAUACCACUUCCUCGGCUUGAUCAAAUACACUCAUGGGUGGAGCGUCUUGCAGCCCUUUCGGCGCAGCGCCUGUUGUUGUAUCAGACGUCUAUACUUCAAGCUCUGCUAGGAUGCCAACAAGAGGAGGUGGAGGAGCAAACGACACGUCAGCAAGGCAGGGAACUGGAGCAAAUUCUCCGGUCGCGACACGUGGCAGAGCUGCCGCUGAGGAUAGUGGUAAACGGCAACGCAGAGACAGUUCUCCGAUGAAUUUCGAGUUUGAAAGCGAUUCCUCAGAAGACGAAAACUAUGACUAUCAAGAAGAAGAAGAGCUGCAAUAGCAAUAGACUUUGAGGACACAGCGGAAUUCCUCGGUCUUAGAAGUUAGACAUAUUUAUUAAAGCUCAGCCUUCAAUGGUCACUGACUCUGAACGGAAGGGACCCCCUUCAAAGCUCUCCCCUUUCCCUUCGUUUUCCCCUGUUCUCUCAAGGGGUCGCCUCUUCGAUCUCAGUGACCAACCCCCGUGACCAUUGAAAGCUGAGCCUUAAACAUAGUACUCCCAGAACAAAUGAUCUAAUGAACGAUAACACAGUCCACCUUUUUGGAGGAUGUUUCUUUGGGCUGUAUUCCCCUUCCACUUACACAAAUACUUAAACUUGUUCACGCAAGCGCGCAUCGAAACAUCAUAAUAAUAAAGCCAACAAUAGAGCCAA
Molecule: messenger RNA, 1459 nt
Organism: Amoebophrya sp. A25
Lineage: Eukaryota; Dinophyceae; Syndiniales; Amoebophryaceae
Source: the annotation of a GenBank genome assembly